This is a messenger RNA of Pseudopodoces humilis (Tibetan ground-tit), 372 nucleotides long. NCBI's taxonomy places the organism in Eukaryota, Metazoa, Chordata, Aves, Passeriformes, Paridae. The record is from RefSeq and is a predicted model, not a curated record.
AUGCAAAUGAGAGCCAAGGACAGCGACGAUGAGGACGAGGUGGUGACGGUGGACCGGGAUCACUUCAUGGACGAGUUCUUCGAGCAGGUCGAGGAGAUCCGGGGCUGCAUCGAGAAACUCUCGGAGGACGUGGAGCAGGUGAAGAAACAGCACAGCGCCAUCCUGGCGGCGCCAAAUCCUGACGAGAAGACCAAGCAGGAGCUCGAGGACCUCACGGCCGACAUCAAGAAAACGGCCAACAAAGUGCGCUCCAAGUUGAAAGCCAUCGAGCAGAGCAUCGAGCAGGAGGAGGGGCUCAAUCGCUCCUCGGCCGAUCUGCGCAUCCGCAAGACGCAGGUGAGGCCGAAGGCUUCGGCGUCGGCAUCGUCGUGA